Messenger RNA from Oppia nitens, 508 nucleotides. RefSeq lists its product as uncharacterized. The coding region runs from base 74 to 508 and encodes 144 amino acids. Gene Ontology annotation, biological process: angiotensin-activated signaling pathway. Gene Ontology annotation, cellular component: plasma membrane. The record is from RefSeq and is a predicted model, not a curated record. NCBI's taxonomy places the organism in Eukaryota, Metazoa, Arthropoda, Arachnida, Sarcoptiformes, Oppiidae. The transcript has 3 exons.
UAGCGAUUCAAUUAUAUUAUCGUUAAUAUUUGUGAGCCAUUUAUUCUUGAAUGUCUGGUCAAUACUGGGAUUCAUGUAUUUGCAGUUCAUAUUUUACAACACUUUCUAUUUGUUGUGUAUCUUGUGGUGCGUUCACGAAACUAAAUCUUCUUCACCACCAUUUGUGGCCCUAUCUGUCAAUAUCAUGGCUUUCAUAUGCGAUGUCAUAUUGAUUGGUAUCCUAUGGGAUGACCAUUAUUACGGUUACAGAACUAGAUUUGUAAUAAGUUUAAUUGCUACUUUGGUUAAUCUAUUUUUACGAAUCCUAACAUCAAUUAUAAUAUAUCGCAUAUUAUUAAAGCGCAAACAAUUGGAAAAUAGUGUCUAUGAUAUGACAAGUGUUACCAGAGAUUUAACUAAUUAUCUCAACAUUUCACCGAAAACUACAACUACUACUACAUCAGUAACACAAAUACAACAAAUGUCAUCCAAUAACACUCAAAGAACUAUUGAAAUAUCAGGCGAUUAA